This is a messenger RNA of Protobothrops mucrosquamatus (brown spotted pit viper), 2060 nucleotides long. It is a transcript of the gene TFPI2, whose product is annotated as tissue factor pathway inhibitor 2. The record is from RefSeq and is a predicted model, not a curated record. Gene Ontology annotation, cellular component: extracellular region. Gene Ontology annotation, biological process: negative regulation of peptidase activity. The transcript has 5 exons. Bases 52 to 690 code for a protein of 212 amino acids. Gene Ontology annotation, molecular function: serine-type endopeptidase inhibitor activity. Lineage: Eukaryota; Metazoa; Chordata; Lepidosauria; Squamata; Viperidae.
AGAACCAGCGUUAUUUGGGGCUCGCUUGCGGGUUGCUUUCGGCUCCAAGUCAUGACUACCCAUUACGUCUUCUUCGUGUGCUCGCUGUUCCUACUCCUAGAGAGGGCGUGUGCCCAGGAGUCCCCACUGUCAGGGAGUACAAGUAUCUGUUUGCAGCCACCACUUAAAGGACCCUGUCGGGCCAUACAUUACAGGUGGCACUACGAUAGAUAUUCGCAAACCUGCAAGCAGUUUACAUAUGGGGGCUGCGAAGGGAAUGACAACAAUUUCUUAGAUUUUACAGAGUGUUCAGAAACAUGCAAGCGGAUCAAAAAAGUGCCAAAAAUAUGCAGGCUCGAAGCUGACCCAGGAAUAUGCCGCGGUUACAUUGCGAGAUAUUUCUUCAACCUCAGAACAAUGAAAUGUGAAAAGUUUUAUUAUGGAGGUUGUUUUGGAAACGAAAACAGAUUUGACAGCCCAGACACCUGCAUGGACUUCUGUUUGCCAAGAAGAACUGCUCCUUCAUUUUGUUACAGUCCAAAAGAAGAAGGAUCAUGCUCAGCUUCAGUCGCUCGCUUUUAUUACAAUACUAGGACAAAAACAUGUGAGAGGUUCACCUACACUGGCUGUGGUGGGAACAAUAACAACUUUACCACAGAAAGAUCCUGUCUCAAGAUCUGCAGGAGAAGAACAAGGAAACAAAUUUUGUGAGACCAAAGAAAUGGAUGAAUACAAAAAUCUCUCCAGAAAAAUGAAUGCUGCACAGUUUUCUAAAUCUGAAAAUUUGAACUAUUUGAAUUUACUGGAAGCUAUAAUUUAUUAUCUUAUUAUAUACAGAAAAUAUUAUGAUCAUUUCUCAAAUAUAGGAAAUUACUAUUGUGUAAUUCAUUAUAAUACCUCUGAAGGCACAGUAUAUAAUUAUAGCCUCUUCUUCCCUUUUUUGUAAUCCUUCCUCAGUUGUUGACUAAGUAUCUGGGCUCUAAUAGCCUGGAAUAAUUGCUGUUCUGAUGGAGUGAGUAAAGGGAGGGAAACACAUCUCAUUUCUCAGUCUUGAAGGCAGCUGUGCUAUCAUGAGGCCUGAGGAGCUGACCUAACUGCUAAUCAGGUCUGGUGUGGUGAAAUAUCAAGACAGUGGUCCGACUGGUCCAGUCUGAUAUAAAGGUGUUGGGCACUAGAGGCCUGGGAUGGCAUCCAUUACCUCAGAUGUUUGGCAACAUGCUAGCAGUCAAACCUAAAUACUGGAGAGAAGGAAAAGGGGAGAAAGAAAGGGGGGGAAAGUCUGUUCAUGGAGUGAACGGAGUGGCUGAAGCGAAAGAUUGUAAAGAGAUGUAGUGCGCAGAGCAGUUGUUGGUUCCUAAUCGAAAAAGGAAGAAGAAAAGUCCAUGGGUGGCUUCUCUGGAAAAAAAGAAGUGAAGGCCCAAAGGGAUGAGACCUUCCCCCAAGAGCUCAGAUUUGAAGGAAGGCCUCAGCUGUUGGUGGCAAAGCCUUGGUUCAUCUCGCAACAGAUAAGCAUGGGUGUUCAGGUGAGCAGUUCCAGAAGAAAGUCAAGCCACACUGAACACAGUAAAUUCCAGUUAAUUCAUUUCUUUUACUCUUUCUUUUGCCAAAUCCAGAAAUGAGGGAAGAAGACUGAAGGAAAGGUGAAGGAGAGCUAGAAAGGGCUAGUCUCUGGGAGGGAGACCUAGGAGGAAACCUGGCACUGGGUGAAUACCAGUACUAUGUUGUAUAUUCUAUUUAUGGAGAUUCUUAAUCUCCCAGAUCAUGGUGGUUCCAAAGCUACUUUUCCAGAAGGUAUCUGGACUUUCUUGGUUUUUUCCUUGAAAAUGUUUUGCUUCUCAUCCAAGAAGCUUCUUCAGUUCUGACUGAACGGUAGGGAAUGGAAGGACUUAUAUUCUUUGCAGUCAUCUGUUUGUCAGCACUCUGAGGGUUGGUCAUUUAGCUUUCUGGGAAUUAUUAGGCCACUUGGGGGGUUAUCUGUAUCGUCUGAGUCACCAGAAUGAGAGUGCAAACAGGUAUGAAUUUUCUUGGGACUGUUGUAUAUUCCGUUGUUAUAAAUACCUGCUGUGAAUAAAUUCAUUGUA